Messenger RNA from Paramecium sonneborni, 481 nucleotides. Lineage: Eukaryota; Ciliophora; Oligohymenophorea; Peniculida; Parameciidae. The record is from the annotation of a GenBank genome assembly.
AUGCAUCCAUUUACAUAAUAUCCUCAAUUCUUCUAAUGUAUUGAAUCAUUCUAUUGUAUUAGACUCUCAUCCUUUUCAUUAUACUUAGCCUCAAAUGCAGUAAUUUAAUACUUAUCAACAUUAACUCUGCAUAAAUAAUUAACUAUGGUUAAAUUACUAGAGAGCUCAAUAAAGCAACAUUAUUUUUGAAGGUUCUAAUCUAAAUUCUUCAAUGAUCAAGCAGGAAAACUUUAUUAAACAAGAAUAAUGCGUCUUAAAAUAGUCUGACUUUAAACCAGUAUAAAUCAUAACAAACCAUGAAAAUAGUAAAUCUGUCCAACCUUCAGAAAAAAAACUAAAUAAUAAACAAAACAAGAACAAACGCAAAGGGAAAAAGUCAACUAAAAGAAAAUUAUACAACAUAGGCAUAUUUUUUAAUUUAAUUUUAUAGGUCAUUGGACAACUAAGGAGCAUAAUUUAUAUUUGUGUUUUAUAGAAAUGA